Molecule: messenger RNA, 2175 nt
Organism: Magnolia sinica
Lineage: Eukaryota; Viridiplantae; Streptophyta; Magnoliopsida; Magnoliales; Magnoliaceae
Product: crocetin glucosyltransferase 3-like
Exons: 1
Coding region: 160-1677 (505 amino acids)
Molecular function (GO): UDP-glycosyltransferase activity
Source: RefSeq, a predicted model, not a curated record
AGCUGACAGUCUAUCCAUUAGGCCCGAUGCUCCCUUCUUCCUAACCAUCUAAGACUCGACCUCUUCUGUUAUGUACAGGCCGGAGCAUCAAAUAACAACACCAUGAUCCUUCUCUCCCUCUAAAAACCCCUCUCUCUCUCUCUCUCUCUCUCUCUCUCCAUGGCUCCUCCAAAAUCCCCAUCCUCCCCACACAUAGUCAUGUUCCCAUUCAUGGCACAAGGCCACAUCAUCCCCUUCCUAACUCUGGCAAAACUCCUGGACGACCGAACUCCCUACACCAUCACUUUCGUAAGCACCCCACUCAACAUAAAAAACCUCCAAUCCUCUCUCCCUCCAGACACCUCCAUCCGUCUCACCUCCCUCCCUUUCAACCCUUCAGAUCACGGCCUCCCAUCCAACGCUGAAAACACCAACUCCAUCCCUUUCCAUCUCUUCAUCCAUCUCUGUCAAGCCACCCAAACCCUCCAACCUUCUUUCUACCACCUUCUCACCUCCAUCUCCCAACAAGAUUGUGGCCCACCUCUCUGCAUUAUCGGCGACAUCUUCCUCGGAUGGACGGUCGAUGUCGCCCGUCAGUUCGACAUCUUCCACGUCGCCUUCUCCAGCUGUGGUGCCUACAGCAUGGCCGCCUACUUCUCCCUGUGGCUACAUCUCCCACACGCCAAAACACGUUUAGAGACAUUCCAAUUGCCGGGCUUUCCAGAAACGUUCCGGCUCCAUCGAUCUCAGCUAGCUUCCUAUCUGCGGGAGGCGGACGGUAGUGAUCCAUGGUCUGUAUACAUUCAGAAGCAGAUUUCUCUUUCUCUACACUCAAACGGGAUGUUGUGUAAUGCCAUCGAAGAGAUGGAGACAACAGGAUUGGAAAUUUUCCGAAGAAUCAUUGCUGGAAUUCCUGUCUGGUGCGUUGGACCGUUGAUCCCUCCAUCUUUCAUAGACUCUUCUUCUUCUUCUUCUUCUCAUUCUUUGAAGCUGUCUCUUGGGCGUACUGGAAAAGAACCUGGCAUCUCAAUCGAUAGUUGCACUUCAUGGUUGAAUCUCCACCAUCCACGUUCGGUUCUCUAUAUAUCUUUUGGCUCUCAAAACACCAUCUCCAUUCCACAGAUGAUGGAGCUGGCGUUGGGUUUGGAAGCAAGCGGGAAGCCGUUCAUCUGGGUCAUCAGGCCUCCGAUUGGGUUCGACGUAAGUGAAGAUUUUAGAGUGGAAUGGUUGCCAGAGGGAUUCGAAGAGCGGAUAACGGAGACGAAGAGGGGUAUGUUGGUGAAGAAAUGGGCCCCCCAAGUGGAGAUACUGUCACAUGGAUCGAUAGGUGGGUUUCUCAGCCACUGUGGUUGGAAUUCAAUGGUGGAGAGCUUGAGCCAGGGCGUGCCAUUGAUUGGGUGGCCCAUGGCAGCUGAGCAGUUUUACAAUGCGAAGAUGAUGGAGGAGGAGUUGGGUGUGUGUGUAGAGAUUGGGAGAGGAGUGGAAGAGAUUGUGGGGAGAGAGAAGGUGGAGAAGGUGAUUGGGGUGGUUAUGGGCGGGACAGAGAAAGGAGAGGAUAUGAAGAGAGAGGCUGUGAGAGUAGGAGAGAUGAUAAAGGCAGCAAUGAGAGGUGGAGAGGGAGUAGAGAAAGGGUCUUCUGUUGCUGCUAUUGAUGAUUUUAUUAAGACUGCAUUGUCAAAGAGAGGGGUUGUCGAAUGACCCAGUCAUGUUCUGUUGGCAUGCUAUCGUGCAUGUGGUUGUGAGUUUUGUGGAUGGGGACCGUUCAUCUAGUUGGCCUUGGCCAGAUUGGCAGUCUAGUUUGAGACCUUCAAAUGGAGACUGGAAAUGUAAACUCAAAGGAGAAAAUGCUACCAAUCAGAAUGGUUAAUCUUCUUCUUCUUUUCCUUCUGUUUUUUUUUUUUUAUGGUUUUGUUUAUCAUUCGUGAUUCGUGGAAGGGCCGGCCACCAGUUGGAUGGUCGAAAAUUCACCAGAGAAGAUUGGGAUCCAUGUAUCGUUUUCAUUGAGCUGUGGUGUAAUAAGCAUGGUUGGCACAAUGGCUCUGUGAGGGGUAUUACAAGGACUAUAUUUGUAUAUCUUGAAAGUUGACUGGUUGGUUGAAAUAAUCUCUUCCGUCCGUUUCUAGGACCACAUCUUUAGUGUGUGUAGUUGAAAUCUAUACCAAUAUCAAUAAAGCUUGUUUGUAUUAUUUCGCGGUA